UCUCUCUCUCUCUCUCCCUCUAUAGCUCUCCUCUGCGCAACAAUGGCGGAACGUCUAAGUCUAAACUCUUCACAGCUUCAUAUCGAUUCACUUGAAGGUUCCUUACUUUCGUGUUCAAGAACGGCUUUCUUUGAUCAUUGAUUAUGCUUAAUCUCAGUGGAGACAAGGCUGGUAUAGUUACUGACCCAAAAAUAUAAGAAAUAGGAAAGCGAGCUGGAUAUUCACCUUUCUAGAGGAAAACAAUGACUGAACGUGUCAAGAAACGCAAUUCUAAGUGGGAUUUGGUAGCAGAAACUGACGUCCCUGCUGAAAGACAUGAAAAUAUUUGGCCUGACAAAGCUGGCGAGUCCAUUCAUAAUAAAGAAUCAAGCUCAGAAUGGAAUUCUCUGAAGGUUGCUAUUAGUCAACAUCCAAGGUGGUCUAACAUGGAGGCAAACAAAAUUGGGGAGCAAUUACCUGGAAAAGGAAAUGCAGAGCAGGAUGAGAGUCCAGACAGAGACCCUAAUGAAAUAUCGCGAAGCACGACAAGAUGGGGUCGGGAUAAAAGUUAUAGCUCUAGCGUAUCUCCUGGUCUUGAUGCUUGGAGAGACCAUAAUCAAAGCCACUCUCCAAAGAGUAAUUGGAGGUUGCACAGGAGCAGGAGCAGGAGCAGGAGCAGGAGCCCGCUCCAUGAUUUUAAGUGGGAAUCAGAGCACUGGAGAGACAGAAGCAGAAGUGGAUCAGGAGUAUCCGCUCCGACAUGUAAUGAUUUUGCUGCAGGGAGGUGUAGGAGAGGUAGUCAGUGCAGGUAUCUUCAUCAGGACAACCAUGACUAUGGGGGUAGGGGGCAUUCAGAACGUGGUCGAGUGGAAAGAUGUAGAGGUAGGCGUGAGAAUGGUCCAAUUUCAGAAAGUGGGGGUAGCUGGGGAAGCAGGCAUGAGAGAGGAUCAUUUUCAAGGCAUUCUAAUGAUGAAGAGCCAAGAGAUUACUCCCGGGAUAUGAUUGCACAGGGUUAUCGAGACAGGGAGCAUGAGCUGCCCAGGAACAACAGAUCUGCCAAUCUCUGUAAUGAUUUUCUGAAAGGAAAGUGUUCCAGGGGAUCAUCAUGUAAAUAUGCACAUUAUGAUGUCUUAGGUGAUGGUCAUGGUGGAUGGUCUCCAAAAGAUGUGACAAGAGAGAGAGUACAUGACAGAAUGGAGGUACGUGAGUAUGAUCAUGGACGUGAACCCUCUAGAAAUAAUGGUAUUCCUUGCAAGUUUUUCGCUGUUGGAAAAUGCAACAAGGGGUCAAAUUGCCGGUUCUCUCAUGAUGGUCCAGGACGUUGCAGUCCUGAAGGCAGGUGUCAGGGUGAUAGGUGGGGCCAGAAUUUGGAUAAUGACAAGUCAUGGGGAGAUCCAAAAUGGGGUGAUACCACAGUGGCCCCACAUGUUACCAAGGAUGAUAGAUUGGGGCUCAUGACGGAUAACGAAGAUUCAUGGGGAGGUCCAAAACGGAAUGAUACAGCACCCAGCUAUGAUGUUGCCAAGGAUGAUAAGUGGGGCCAUAAUUUGGGUAAUGAACCCGAUUCGUGGGGAGGUCCAAAAUGGAGCGACACUGCAGCUGGGACUGAUGUUGUGAAGUCUCCUCACUGUAGGACUGACAAUGGGGAUGGAAAAGUUGGUUUUAAUGAAACAUGUCCUACUAAGAGGUCUGCAGAUGACCAGUGGGGCCAUAGUUCCGAUAAUAAGAAGGGACCAUGGGGAGGUCCAAGAUGGAUUGACAAAGCAGCUGGACAAGAGGGGUGUAGAUCUCCACAUCAGAGUGAAAAUGAUGGUGCAACCGUGAAUGUUCCUGAAUCUAUUGGUGGUAGCAAACCACUUGUUUCUGCUACUUCAGCCGCAGCGGAUAUCAUGGAGCAACAUCCUUUCUACAUUGCUAAAGUAGAACAGGGACAGGUUCCGCAAGAUUCACAAUCUCAAACUCCAAAUGGGUCUUUAUUCACCUGUGAACAGAACACGACUCAAGUAAGUUUACACCAACACCAACAUUCUAAUUUGAAAGGGGAUGCUGCUAUUGCAUUCCCCUGCACAGAGAGCAAUAUUCUGCCUAUGGUUCCCAUGCCUCAAAGCUUCAAUCAUGAUGGCCAGAAUGGAAGGGGUUCAGGCUUUAACCUGAUUCGGCAGAGUGAGCAAAUAGACCCUCCACACCCUCCAAGUGGACGAACUUUGGACCUUAGCGGGAAAACACAAACAUUAAUCUCUGGUUCACCUUCAAAUCGACAAGGUCAUACACCUUUUCAUAUGGGUGAGCCUAUUACUAAAUCAGAAACAGUGGAUGCGAAAACAUCAAACAUAACUUCUGUAGGUCCGCUUAAUCAUAACGUAGUGACUAGUGAGCGGGUUGCUCACAUAACUACUAACCUUUCAGCAUCAUUGGCUCAGAUUUUUGGAAAUGGGCAGCAGCUUCCACAAUUAUAUGCUGCUUUAAACCCCCUGAAUUCUAUAGGCAUGGUCCCUUCCCAGCCAAAUCCUGCAGGAACAAGCACAACAGUUACUUUACCAUCCAAUGAUCCUAAUCAAACCACCUGGUCUCAAAAGCCAUAUGAUCCUAUGGGUGCUAGCAUUGAAUCAAACAGGCCUGACAUCAAUGAUCAACCCCCAUUGUUCUCAUCAAGUCCUGUUGAACGGAAUGAAGUAGCUGAUCAAAUGCCUUUAAAAAGUUCUGCUCCAUUAUCUCUUAAGAAUGACUUUUCAGAGGAAACACUUAAGAAUGAGUCUCAUGAGUCAAAGCAGCUGGAGCCACUUGCAGCAGGUGAGGUUGCGGAAAAGAAUGAGGUAACUGAUCAGAGAAAGAAAGAGCAGGUAAAUGGUUAUCCAGAGGACAUGGAUGUCGAUGGUCGGGUUGAUGAAGAAUGCAAAAGUAGCAAGGAUGUGAAGGGUAUGCGUAUGUUUAAGUUUGCACUAGUGGAGUUUGUUAAGGAGAUUCUAAAGCCCACAUGGAAGGAAGGACAAAUGAGCAAGGAGGCUCACAAGACCAUAGUGAAAAAGGUUGUUGAUAAAGUGACUGGGACUAUUCAAGGGGUUCAUGUCCCUCAGACACAAGAGAAAAUUGAUCAAUAUCUGUCAUAUUCUAAGCCAAAGCUUACUAAACUUGUACAGGCAUAUGUGGAGAAGUAUCUGAAGAGUUAAGACUGUGCUUGAAAACCUUAAUUUUUAUUCGUUCUUUAUGUCAAACAUGAUAAUCUGUUAAAUUGUUGGAAACUUUCUUGUAUAUUUUGGUCUGAGCCUCCUAGAAUGUAGAGGUAUGAUUUUGUUUAUCCCCAUUUUAUACAUGUGCUCCCUGAAUUAAGUUGGCUCUCUUUUUCUGCAUGUAGAUAUUAUCCAAUGCUGAUCCUUAUUGUUCAACGAAUUAUUUGGGGCUCAUCUUUUUUUAGAUAAUGCUACUUCUUUCAGUGAAUGGAGAGUCUUGUUUU
This is a messenger RNA of Telopea speciosissima, 3430 nucleotides long. RefSeq names its product zinc finger CCCH domain-containing protein 55-like. NCBI's taxonomy places the organism in Eukaryota, Viridiplantae, Streptophyta, Magnoliopsida, Proteales, Proteaceae. The coding region runs from base 243 to 3146 and encodes 967 amino acids. The record is from RefSeq and is a predicted model, not a curated record. The transcript is spliced from 5 exons. Gene Ontology annotation, molecular function: metal ion binding.